Molecule: messenger RNA, 4061 nt
Organism: Portunus trituberculatus (swimming crab)
Lineage: Eukaryota; Metazoa; Arthropoda; Malacostraca; Decapoda; Portunidae
Product: neuropeptide Y receptor type 6-like
Exons: 4
Coding region: 621-2051 (476 amino acids)
Biological process (GO): G protein-coupled receptor signaling pathway
Cellular component (GO): membrane
Molecular function (GO): neuropeptide Y receptor activity
Source: RefSeq, a predicted model, not a curated record
GGCCGUGUCAUUGCCAGCUGAGGUGGGAGGGGUCUCCACCCCUCAUCCCCUUUUCCCCCGCCCCGCUGCCCCGCCGCCCCGCCACUCCACCACCAGCUCCCCUCCAGUCUCGGCAAUACAUUCCCACAGGCUGUAAUCCUCCUAAAUCACCUACAGGACACCCCAUGCAGAUCCUUUCCACCCACUCCUUCACUUUCUCCGUCCCGUCCACGUCUCUCCUCUUUCCUGCCCCCACUCUCACUUCACGACACCCACGCUAAGGCUGUGAAAAAAAUUUAAAGUAGAGAUUUUCCGGCAUAUCACACAAGCUGUGGAAUAUUCGUGUAAAUCAAUAGUGGUGCUGGCGGGAUGACGAAAACGUGCCUUCCCUCGGGGAGCCGCGGCCCACUCCGAGGCUGCCCAAGCCCCACCAGGGUAGCACCGGCCCGCAGCCAGUGAUCUGUGGUCUGUGGAGGCCGGUACAUCUUCCACAGCUGCCACUAUUGAGACGCGAUGGUGCUGCAGUCCGUCCCAGAGUCCCUGGCCUGUGCCGCUUCCUGACCAUCUCGCUGGUCGCUGCUGCCCUGAGGCUUCUUGCGCCCUGACAUGGCUGGCGGCAGGAGGUGAGGUGGUGCAGCGCCAUGGACAACCUGACACUCACCAAUGAUACCAACGUCACCUUCUCCCAUGACUGGACGAGGAUCAUUCUUGAGACCAGUCAGCAGAACUACCUGGGCACGGGGGCGAGGGCGGCCCUCAUCACGGUGUACGCGCUGCUCAUGACUGGAGGCAUCCUGGGUAACCUGAUCCUGGCGGCGGUGAUCAGCCGGCGCCCUGAGUUGCGGCGGGAGCCCCACAACGUGUAUAUCAUUAACCUGACGGUCUCUGAUGUGAGUUUGUGCGUGGUGUGCAUGCCCUUCACGCUGCUGGGUCUGCUGCACAGCCACUACACGCUGGGAGACAUCAUCUGUAAGUUAGUGCCGACCCUGCAGUGCACCAAUAUCCUUGUCUCCACAGCAACCAUAGUUGCCAUCGCAGCUGACCGUUACUUCACCAUCGUGCGCGUCACCGCCAACAGCCGUGGCCGCGCUCGCGUGCCCUGGUCAGUGGCGGCCAUUUGGCUCGUGUCACUGGCCUUCACGCUGCCGCUGUUCGCUUACUACUACGUGAAGCGCGUCAUGUUCCGUGAGCUGCUGCUGUACGAGAAAUGCGUGGAGACGUGGCCGUCGCCUGUGGUCAAGUACAGCUGGACCAUCGCCCUCAUCGUCAUGCAGUACGUCAUCCCCAUUCUUGUGCUCAGCAUCGUGCACGUCCGCAUCCACAACUACCUGAGCUCUCACGCCAUGAACCAGCGGGACCCGCGGCGGGCGCAGCGAGACAUCGAGAGGAACCGCCGCACCACCAUGCUACUCACGUCCGUCGCCGCCACCUUCGCCGUCUGCUGGCUGCCCUGGCACGUGGUGAAUCUCCUGGCUGACUUCAACUACGCAGGAUUUGUUGAGGCACCAGAGUACUUCUACGUGGUGUUCGGCUCGUGUCACGCCAUCGCCAUGAGCUCGGCGUGCACCAACCCGGUUCUGUACGGCUGGCUCAACACCACCCUCAGGAACGAACUCUCGGCGCUGCUCACCUUCAGUCGCUGUAGGUGUAGCAGAAGGAGGACCUCAGGUGGUGGUACAGUGGAGGGCAUGUCCUUACUUGUCCACCCUCCACGCAACGGCGCCCAGGGAGGGAUAGGAAAGCAGUGCGUCCUAUCCAUCUCCCACGAAGUUAUGGACAAGGAGGAGGACAGGAGGAAGGAGAGAAGCCUGAAAGAGGACAGCAGAUUCGAAAGCAGCAAAGUAGAGUGCACGGAGGAAGACGGGAUAGAGAGGGAGAUGCAAACUGAGCCUCAAAAGUUAUUAGUGCCGAGGGACUGUGAGAAGAAUGAGGAGAAGAACAGUGCAAAGAGCAACGAUGAGGGGGAGAACCACAAGGAGCGCAAUGACGAUGGAAUAAAGAGAGAGGAAGAUGGGAAGGAGGAAGACGAGGAGAAGAUGAGAAGACUGGACUAUCACGAGGGAACUUCAUAAUCAUAUCAACGAAGCAACAUCACGAAGGCCUUCAACUUAGCGAUGGCGCGUUGGACGAAGACGAUAUAGAGAGCAGCAAAUGACUACAGUGGAGACGACGAUUCUAACGAGCGAACUAACAACUCAUUACAACGACUUUUAACAAACCUGCCACAUUAUACCCGUGAAGGACUACUGUGCAUCUCCUUCUACCACCUCCAUCAUCUCCACAACAACCUCUGAUGAACCUACAGCAUUUUACUUGUGCAGGAAUACAGUGCACCUCUCGCUACCACCACCACCACCACCACCGCCAUCACCACCGUCACGACCUUCCCCGGGCAAGAAAUAUUAAUCGAUACCACUCCUGUACUUAAUGAGAGUGUGCUGUACUUUCAUCUUUUCAAAGAAUCGGUGCUUUUUCCCCACAAGUGCCAGAAGAGUAACAAAUAAUAAUGGUUUUACCGGGGAGAGAAAAUGUGGACUAAUAUGUAUUGUGUAUUAUAUAAUGUUGCCACAUUUCUAAUUAUCAGACUAUUCUUUAUUUUUUACUUAUUUUUUCAUUCUUUAUUUUAGAGAGAGUAAAAGAAUGUGUUGCUCCCAGUAUCAGACUAUGUUUCAUAUUCAUCUCUCUAUCUAUCUAUCUAUCUAUCUAUCUAACUGGCUAUUCAGCUGAUUUUGUGAGAGGUUAAAGUUGUUAAUUUUGUAUGGCUUUGUGUUUACUGUUUAUCUGUUUGUUCAUUCACCUGUUUAUCCAUUUAUCUGUAUCUCUUUAUUUAUCAGAUUCUGUUAGACAAGGAUACUUAUUCUAUUCAUUAAUCAAUCCAUUCACGUGUCUGUCAAACUAUCGGUCUGAUUAUGUAAGAGGUAAAGAAACUGCUGAUCUCUGUAUGCAGCAUCAUUAAGCACCAUGUGUUAUUUAUCAGUCCAUAUAUUCCUCUCUUUACUGAUACUCGUCCCAAGAGUAACAAGAAGAGUCUAAGUGAAACCUCAAGUGACACCAGAGAACACUUGUUUCCAACCUUUAUGCUGGUGACGUCUCGAAUCCACAUCAACAGUUUCAAUUCAGCAUCAACAUUUUUUCCCCUUCACAAAUCAGAGAGAAAAGCAAUCAUCACAAUCUUCUCCUACUCCAGCAAAGUUCUCUCGACGCUAAGCAAGAAUGGUAGGAGGUGCUGAGUAUAAGUGAGGAAGAUGUCUCUGUGACCUUAUGUAAUUCCCUCUUCAUAUUCUCUAACUUCAAAAAGAGACAGAAGAGAGAAAAGUCUACAUAAGAAUCCUCCCCCAGUCCAGUGUAUUCUCGUGUGCUACGCAGGAAAGACAGACAGAGGGAGAGAAAGAAAGCAACGUUGUUUAUAAGUAAGGAACGUGUCUGUGUUGUCUCGUCUCUGCAUGAAGGAAAGAAGUGGAAGGAACACUGUCCCCCUGUGACUACUGCCUCUAUCUCCCAUUAACAAAGACAUUUUUCGCCGCCCGAGAUGCCCCGAGGCGGCGUCGGAGCUGAGUUACCUGCACGGGCCCCGCAGGCGACUCUCCUGAGCCGUGGAGGGGAAGGGAGGGGUGCGUAAGGUAAUAUUUCGAUGACGCAACUCACACCCAUCGGCUGGCGUGGUGUACUGUACCUCCCUCCCAUCCCUCACCCUCCACCGCCACCGUCACGCCCUCCCUCGGGAACUGGUGGAAGCAAGGAAAGAUAAUUACAUACAGCAAGGCAUCACCGCAGACAAUACCGUAAACAACGCUACCUACCACUACAUCAAGUUGACCUGUAUACAUAAUCAGGUAUUACUCGUACAGAGCUGUGGUGGUUCCUGUUCUGCGUACGAAAUACAGAAUUGGACGCUCUAGUGUUAAGACAGUCUUGUUUACUAACUUCCUAUGAUUUCUUUCCCUUCUAUCCCGAUGCUGAGCCUGUCUUCCUUAUUGUUCGGUUUCUUUCUUUUUAUGUGUGUAUAUGGAUAUACUUACCUGUACUUAUAUCCCGGCCUUCACCUGUGACUCACCCAAAACACAGUAAAGUUUCCAGUUGCA